CUGGACCUCGGUACUGUCAUCUCGGAAUUCCAGAGGUCCCCCAGCCUGUAUCAGGCAUCGAUUGCUCUGGGUGCACUUGAUCUAAGCAAGAGGCCGCUGCUGGCUAUGCCUCUGGGGAGGAAAGAUACGGCUGUAGGAGCAUUAACGGCCUACCACACCUCAAUCGCCCAAUUGAAAGACGAGAUUGUAAGCAACCGGGGCCCACGAGAUGUCAAUCUAUGGACCACUUUUUUUCUGGGGUUGUUUGAACUCAUGCAGGAUACGACGGGAGAAGGCUGGGUGAAGCAUUUCCUAUACGGCACAUCAAAAAUGCUUCAGCUUCGCGGUCCAGAGGCUCAUAUAGCUGGCCGGGGGCGGUCUUUUUUUCUCACAGUACGGGUCUUCGAGGUUUGUCGCGCUCUCAUAUACUCUGAACCAACUUUUCUCUGUCAGCCGGAAUGGAUGUCACUCAUGGUUAAAAUCGAGAACGAAAAUGACGACAACGAGUGGCACCCAAAGGAACUAUUAUUUGAUCUGAUGAUCAAAUGUUCUUCGAUAAGUCACCGGGUAUGGGGGCUGCUCAAACCGGGCUCCAAAUACCCAAGCAUGCUCCUUCACAACGCCCUCAUUGAGCUCGCUUGUGAAGGUUUUGUUGUCCGGUCGGCUCUUACUGAUUGGUAUGGGAACUUCCAAAAGUGGUCGGCCGACACGGGUACGCCUGAACACGAUUCGCACUCCAUUCUGGCAACAACCUAUUUUCACGCCAUCUCCAUCUACCUGUCUGGCAUCUUCGACUACCGCCCUCAAUUCAACGAAAUACCCUCGCCCACAAUCGUACAGGCUGUUAUUCAGAAUCACGUCGAUGCGAUUCUACGGAUGACUGAGAUGGCGUUGAAGACCACAAAUUUGGCAGCUGUGUUGUUUUUCUUCCCCUUGAGAGUAGCAGGGGCAAGAGUAAAUACAGCUGGAGAGGCAAAGUCAAUCGGUGCAAUGCUUCAAGAGAUUUCGACGAGGGGUUUUGUUGUCGCAGAUGCGUUCAGAGCGGAUCUGAAGUCUCUAUGGCACCGAAAAGGGAUAGAAUAAUCAUAUUCAGAGCGUCUGCUAUUUUAGAUCACCCGGAUGACAGUGCGUGCUGAGAAACAAGGGUAUGCCGAUCUGUUUGACGUAGCGCAUCGGAACAACGCCCUGUCGGGGAAUCACCAGACUCCAUGCUUGGUCUGGCGAUCACAACAACCCU
This is a messenger RNA of Aspergillus novofumigatus IBT 16806, 1216 nucleotides long. RefSeq lists its product as uncharacterized. Lineage: Eukaryota; Fungi; Ascomycota; Eurotiomycetes; Eurotiales; Aspergillaceae. The record is from RefSeq and is a predicted model, not a curated record. Bases 106 to 1062 code for a protein of 318 amino acids. The transcript has 3 exons.